UCGUGUUUACGGAAAUUGAAAGGCUUAUCAAUGGACGAAUCGUGACAAAUGGACCUUCCCUCUUCGAAUUAAAAUUUAGUUUCAGGGCAUUUUUGGGCCAAUUUAUCAGUAUACGUUUGUAGAUAGAAACCGUCGCCAUCAUGUGGGACCAUGAGAUCCGCGCCAUGGGGUCGUGCCACGCCAUCCUCGCCGCCUCGGUCCUCCUGGCCACGGUGCUGCCCGCGGUUCUCGUCCCGGGGUUCUCGGUGUACGGGACUCACCUGGUCUGGAUCUACUCCGUGUCCGCAGCGGUCACCGGGGUCAGCGCCGCCGUAUUCUGGCUCCUCGGGGUCACACCUCCAGCCAAGAAGCACACGGUCGGAUACAAGCUGUCCCGGUUGUUUCGCUCGUGUCUCUACUUCUUCCUUUCGUGCCUCUUCUUCCACACUGUGCUGGUUCUCUAUGGAGCGCCCCUGAUUGAUUCUGCAUUAGAAACCUUCUCCCUCUCUGUGUUGCUGACGUCUCUGACCACUCUGAGAUGCCUCUGUGUUCUUGGUCCAAAUAUUCAGGCCUGGAUAAGAGUCUUCAGUCGACAUGGGGCUAUGUCAGUUUGGGACACCUGUCUGCAGAUCACUGUGGCCUGCACGUUGGUGGGAGCCUGGUUUGGAGCAUUUCCAAUUCCACUGGACUGGGACAGGCCUUGGCAGGUUUGGCCUGUGUCCUGCAGCUUUGGCGCCACCUUUGGUUUUCUGACGGGACUGUUCGCUGCCCCCACCUGGAUCCACUACCAUCGAAAGCAGCUCACUUACAAAUGCAAGUGACGCAAAGAGUUUUAGACAUUUUCUAAGUUUUGUUCAUUUUUACUAAUUAUUUAUUGGGACACUGAUGACUGAUUGCUUCUGCUGGGAAAGGGAAAUACUGGGUUAUUUUGUAUUGGGAUCAAAUAUUGUAGGACUAAAUCUGUUGUUGAAAAUAUUCUGUAAAUUUUAAUAAAAUGCUUCUUUUGUUAA
Molecule: messenger RNA, 989 nt
Organism: Boleophthalmus pectinirostris (great blue-spotted mudskipper)
Lineage: Eukaryota; Metazoa; Chordata; Actinopteri; Gobiiformes; Gobiidae
Gene: pigf
Product: phosphatidylinositol glycan anchor biosynthesis, class F
Exons: 5
Coding region: 141-800 (219 amino acids)
Biological process (GO): GPI anchor biosynthetic process
Cellular component (GO): endoplasmic reticulum membrane
Source: RefSeq, a predicted model, not a curated record